Molecule: messenger RNA, 1071 nt
Organism: Endocarpon pusillum Z07020
Lineage: Eukaryota; Fungi; Ascomycota; Eurotiomycetes; Verrucariales; Verrucariaceae
Product: Guanine nucleotide-binding protein alpha-3 subunit
Exons: 6
Coding region: 1-1071 (356 amino acids)
Biological process (GO): adenylate cyclase-activating G protein-coupled receptor signaling pathway
Cellular component (GO): heterotrimeric G-protein complex
Molecular function (GO): G protein-coupled receptor binding; G-protein beta/gamma-subunit complex binding; GTPase activity
Source: RefSeq, a predicted model, not a curated record
AUGGGUGCGUGCGGCAGCACGGAAGUGGGAGAGGAUCUGGAGCAGAAGAAGAGAAGUCAAAUGAUAGAUAAAAAGCUGGAGGAAGACUCGAGGAGGUUACGAAGGGAGUGUAAAAUAUUACUUCUUGGUUCUGGGGAAAGCGGCAAGUCAACGAUCGUAAAACAGAUGAAGAUCAUCCAUCAGAAUGGCUACACCCAAGACGAGCUAGCACUCUACCGUCUGACAAUCUACAAAAACCUCGUAGACUGCAUGAAAGCUUUGACUUCAGCAAUGAUCCAAUUCGGCAUUGAACCAAGAGAUCCGAAAGUUAGGGAGCUGGUCGAGUAUAUUGAUGAAUACAACGUCGAUCCCGACCCGCACACACCACUGGAUCCAAAAGCUGCUGAAGCUGUGGAGUUGAUCUGGCACGACGAUGCAAUACCUAGGGUAAUGGAACACCAAAGCGAAUUUUACCUGAUGGAUUCAGCGCCAUACUUUUUUGAUGAGGUGAAGCGAAUAGCAGGACCAGGCUAUACUCCGACCGAAGCCGAUGUCCUAAGAGCCAGGACAAAAACAACGGGUAUCUACGAGACGAGAUUCACCAUGGGCCAACUGAGCAUACAUAUGUUCGACGUGGGAGGUCAGCGGAGCGAACGGAAAAAAUGGAUUCAUUGCUUCGAAAAUGUCACAUCAAUUAUUUUCUGUGUUGCUCUGAGUGAAUAUGACCAAGUGCUUCUGGAAGAAACCAAUCAGAAUCGAAUGAUGGAGAGCCUGGUUCUAUUUGAUUCGGUCAUCAAUUCAAGAUGGUUUAUGAGGACGAGUAUCAUCCUGUUCCUCAACAAGGUCGACCUGUUCAAGAUCAAGCUUGCACGAUCCCCUCUCAGCAACUAUUUUCCGGACUAUUCGGGCGGUAACGAUGUGAAUAGAGCUGCAAAAUACUUGUUGUGGCGAUUCAACCAGGUCAAUCGAGCCAACCUUAAUCUCUACCCUCAUCUCACACAAGCCACCGAUACUACCAACAUCCGCCUAGUCUUUGCAGCCGUCAAGGAGACCAUUCUGCAGAACGCACUGAAAGAUUCAGGCAUUCUAUGA